Messenger RNA from Canariomyces notabilis, 2100 nucleotides. RefSeq lists its product as uncharacterized. Gene Ontology annotation, cellular component: catalytic step 2 spliceosome. The record is from RefSeq and is a predicted model, not a curated record. The transcript has 2 exons. Lineage: Eukaryota; Fungi; Ascomycota; Sordariomycetes; Sordariales; Chaetomiaceae. The coding region runs from base 478 to 1983 and encodes 501 amino acids.
UCCCAAUCGAGGCGGGGAAAGGGUCGGUCAUUCAGCAAGCCAUGCAUGCUAAAGGUGAUCACCAGGCCUAGGCCGGCCGGACCCUUUCCAGGGCUGAUUGCUUGCCCUCCUUCUUAGCACUGCCUAGCAGCACCUACUGUGUAAGCUGGUAAUACCGUGUGACAACCUAAUCUAGCCAACCACGGGCAAGAUUGGAUUUGCAGUGCGACUGUCGAGGAUUAUAUUCCGACACUCUGCCCGUCGUUCGGAAUACGUUGAUAAGGGCACAAAGUUGGAACCUCUCUCAUCAGCUUGGUGGUAUCUGUACGGGCAACUACAAGCCCCAGAGCUGCAAGGACUAUAAAAUCCUGGAUGCUGUUCGUUACUCUGUACUAUAGUUUGCUUUGUACUGUUUCUGUUUCCGGAGACAGGCAGCAUUCCAGGGCUGGGUUGUUUGAAACAAGUGGGGUUGAUAACGUUUAAGUCACGGGCAAUUGCAUGGAGUGCCAUCAGGGUGCAGUGACACUGUAUCGUACUAUCCUGGGAUUCCUGGCAUUGGUGCAGAAAGCAACCCAGUCGACGGCCCUCGUCCGCAAGCGGACCGACAUGGAGCUGAUGCCGCCGCCCCCCCCCGCGAAGCGAAUCAAGCGACCGAAGCGGAUUCUCGAUGAAGACACUUACACAGAGGCGCUCUCACAAAUCAUUGCCCGCGACUUCUUCCCGGGCCUUCUCGAGACCGAAACACAACAGGAGUACCUCGACGCCCUAGAGUCUCAAGACGAGGAAUGGAUUGAAAGCGCAAGCCGGCGCCUCCAACACGUCAUGACUCCCGGCCGACGGCGCAUGCUUGCGACCCCGCUCCGCCAGCCUCGACAGGCCACCGCAGCCGGCCACACCCCUCUCGACUUUGUCGGAGAUACGCCCGCCUCGGCAGCCUCGUCCGCAGCCACAAGCUCAAAACGACAACUCCCAGGCGUAGACACCAACCUUUCCCUGGCCGCAUUCCAGUCCAAGUACACCAGCGAGGACAACGAGUCCUUCUACAAGCUGCUAGACAAGCAGAACCAGAAGCGCGUCCAAAAAUACGCCUGGCUCUGGACGGGGAAUAAGCUGCCGUCCAAGCAGCAGCUCAAGCAGAAGGAGGUGGAGGCGAAGCUGCUGGCGCAGCGUGGUAGCGGCGCCCUGGUGGACGAUGGGUUCGCGCGGGACCGGCUCGCCAUCCGCGACAAGGAGGAUGCCGACGCCGCCACGCGCCCCGCCGCUCCGGACCACUGGCGGGGCGCCAAGCCCCAUAACGAGCUCAUGUUUGUGCCCGACGGCGUGGACGGGCUGGUCGAGACGGUGGCCGAGCGCGCCCAGGCCGAGAGCAGGGCCGAGCCAAAGCGGAUUGUCUACGAGAAUACUAGGGCGCCGGUGCCUGUGGCUGCGCAGCGGGCCAAGGGGGCUGGUGAUGCAGGGGAGGAAAGAUCCCGCGCCGGAUCGCCUUCGCUGUCGGAGAUUAGGAGUGCAAUUGCCGGCCGGGGCAGGGCCUGCGAUGUCGAGUCCAGCGUGGGGGUUGCUAGCGGGGGCGAGACGCCCAGAGUGAACGGGUAUGCGCUUGUCGAUGAUGAGGAGCCGGAGCCGGAGCCGCAGAGAGGCAGGAAAGGGAAGGUGCCGGUCAUAGACCUUGGCCCUGUGGAUGCUACACCGAAUCCGUUUCAGCUUCAGGAGCAGAGGAAACGGGAGGCGCUCCAUCACCGGAUGGUGGAGCGGAUUUCGCAGUCGAAGCGGACAUCGGCGAGGCUGGGACUUACGGGCAAGGUGGAGAGGACGCCCGUUCCCAAGUUCCCUAGCAGCCCAAGGGUCUCAUCUGAAGCGCUGACUCCUGCGGCUCAAAGGCUUUGGGGGAAGAUUGGUAGUGCUAGGGGGAAGGGAUCCGAGUCGCCUUUCAGUGACUCGAUCAAGGCUACCCCGAGAUCGACGCCACGGGGGAAGGUGUCAGGCUUGCGGAAUAUGAUAAAAUGAAUGGCAUUGAGCGGUUUGUUUUCAAAUGGGAGGCAGCGAAGUUGGUUUAUGAUAGAUACCCAGUCUGAUUGGUAGACGAGCAUUCAACUAGAUAGCGGUUUUCCCACGAAAUAUAGG